ACUUAUUCGUAAGAAAAAUUAACGGUCCUUUUGGUGGGGUUUGCAGUCCUGGGAUGUACAGUCCUGAGAUGGGCGAAAAGAUGUAUUCAUGAAGUAUCUACACUCAAUAAAAUGCGUCUCGGAGGUCAGAAUGAGCACUGUAUGGACGGUUGCCGCGAAUUUGUGGCUGCUGGCAUUGGGACUGGAAACCCGAGCGGAGUUGGGACCGUCAAUUUCUCGACUCGAAGCUGCAGCCGUCAGAAUUUCGCGGAGAACCGCACACUUUGUGCGCGUGGCCCAGUGGGAUCAGCACGUUUGGACUGGAAAAUUGACGGUCCUCAGUUUGACCGCUCGACAUCGGCUAAUUUACGGACAGAAUCUGUAAACCGUAAGAACUCAGCAAGACGAUGGACUGGGAACAACACCAAUGAUCCGGACGACAAUUCCGGGAGCGAGCCAUCUAAACAGAAAAUCUACAGAGGGGUAGCUACCCCUCCACAGAUUGGCAGAUUUACAGACGAGUGCGAGAGCAACCGUUUGACAGGCGUUGACAGCUACCUUCCAAAUCCAGCGCGGCUAUUCGGCUAAGGCACUGAGGAUUAACAGAAAUUUGUCUGUAAAACCUUACGGGAAGUCACCCACUUACCAGGACUCCGCACGGUGGCGAAACAUCGUGCAAGCUCUCUGCAGCGCGAUCGCACCGCAGGAAGCGCUUCGGAAGCUCAGCGAAACUACAUUUUCGACCGCUCUACCUACGCCGACCGUCCCCAGAAUUUUCCGUCCACAGCUCGUCCCAGACGCGACUCCUUCGAACCACCAGCUCCGCCAGACGCGCCUCCUCCGCUUUUAGCAACGCUUAGGUAAUCCAGUGCAGGACCGUCAAUUUCCCCGUGAUCAGCUCCACUUCG
Molecule: messenger RNA, 887 nt
Organism: Suillus paluster
Lineage: Eukaryota; Fungi; Basidiomycota; Agaricomycetes; Boletales; Suillaceae
Exons: 4
Coding region: 112-567 (151 amino acids)
Source: RefSeq, a predicted model, not a curated record